AUUCUAUCGCGAGGAUCGCGAGCUGCCACUGACAUUUCCGUUCUGUGAAAUAAUUUUCUUUCCCUAAGUUAUUCAUCGGUUAAUAACGUUAAUAAUAAUCAUUAGUUGGAAUAAAAGAUAUCCUUUGAGCUAGAAAGGUUUACAAACGAGUUAAAUUUUGGUUGAGACUUAUAAGUAAAAAUGAAUUCAUUUUGGGCAUUUUCCAAUUUGGCUCCCUUUAAAUGGGAGAAAAAUCAGGGCACGGAGGUCCUCAGGGAUGAUUGGACUAUUUGGAAAGAGAGGUUCGAAAAUGCAUUGGUAAUUCUUGGAGAAACCGACCCGAAAAAAUUGAAAGCUAUCUUGCUGCUCUUUGGUGGUGUUCAGCUACAUACUCUCUUCCGUAACCUUUCAAUAAUUGAUCCCCCCGAAGAUGAGGCUCAAUCGAUUAAUCCCUAUGAGGCGGCAUUGCAAAAGUUCGAUAAUUAUUUCGCUCCCAAGAGACCGGAUCAUUUGGAGCGCUACAUCUUUCGGUCAAUGAAGCCAGAAGCAAAUGAGUCCCCGGAAAAUUUCUUCUUCAGACUAUGUGGACAAUCCAUGUGGUGCAACUUCGGAGGAAGUGAGGAAAGUCGCUCAAUUGCAAUAAUUGAUAAGUUCGUACUGGAAGCUCCAGGUGAACUACGAAGGAUGUUCUUUGAGGCAGAUGAUCAUACAUUGGCAGGCGCCAGGGAGAUUCUUAAAACCUACGAGAUGAAUCAGAUGAUCCGCAAAUUGGUUCAUGGAGACAAGAAGAGCCGUGCUAAGAAGUGAUUUGACACUAAAAUGGCAUUUAUUCAUAUUCUACUAACUUUCUUAAUUAAUGUUGAUUGGAUUUAAAUUUAGCAAGAAGCUGUAAUGAAAUAUAGAAGUUAAAUAAAGAUUUAAAGAGAAAAUAUU
Lutzomyia longipalpis is the source of this 912-nucleotide messenger RNA. RefSeq lists its product as uncharacterized. Bases 181 to 786 code for a protein of 201 amino acids. The record is from RefSeq and is a predicted model, not a curated record. The transcript has 2 exons. Lineage: Eukaryota; Metazoa; Arthropoda; Insecta; Diptera; Psychodidae.